Molecule: messenger RNA, 2632 nt
Organism: Apodemus sylvaticus (European woodmouse)
Lineage: Eukaryota; Metazoa; Chordata; Mammalia; Rodentia; Muridae
Gene: Znf365
Product: zinc finger protein 365
Exons: 5
Coding region: 106-1332 (408 amino acids)
Biological process (GO): telomere maintenance; regulation of double-strand break repair via homologous recombination; regulation of neuron projection development
Cellular component (GO): centriolar satellite
Source: RefSeq, a predicted model, not a curated record
CCGGCUCAGCCUGAUUUACGGCUCUGCUGAAAACCGUUCGCGCGGCUCCCGCAGCAUCAGCACCGGCAGCUGCUGAGGCAGCAACAAGUCGGGACUUUCAGAGUGAUGCAACAGACGACUUUUGAGGAAAGCCGGUACCGUUGGCAGGACUCGCUGGAGAAUGUGGCUGUGUGCCUGCCAUUCCGCUGCCCAAGGUGUGGAGACCAUACCAGAUUCAGAAGCUUGUCAUCCUUGAGGGCCCAUCUGGAGUUCAGUCACAGCUACGAGGAGCGGACCCUCCUGACAAAAUGCAGCCUCCUGCCGUCUCUCAAGGACACAGAGCUACUGAGGUCCUCGGAACUCCCGAAGCAGGGAAGACUGCUCCGGGGUCACGCCAAGGUGACCAAGCAGAAGCCAAGCUAUGUUAACUUGUACAGCAUCUCCCACGGGCACUCCAAGGACCCGAAACCCUUUGAGAUGGUGGCAGAGAGGCCCGUAUCCUAUGUGCAGACCUACACAGCCGUGGACAUCCGGGCUGACUCUCUGGAUGCUGCUCGGUCCAGCCCUGGACUCCCCACCCAAGACACCAAAGCCGCUUUCGAGGCUCACGUCCGAGAAAAGUUCAAUCGCAUGGUAGAGGCCGUGGACAGGACCAUCGAGAAGAGAAUCGACAAACUCACCAAAGAGUUGGCCCAGAAAACCGCCGAACUAUUGGAAGUCCGGGCAGCCUUUGUGCAGCUGACCCAGAAGAAACAAGAAGUUCAGAGGCGAGAACGCGCCUUGACCAAACAGGUGGAUGUGGCCGUGGAAAUGAUCGCAGUGCUGAAGCAGCGCUUGACGGAAUCCGAGGAGGAGCUCUUGAGGAAAGAGGAAGAGGUCGUCACAUUCAACCAUUUCCUGGAAGCGGCAGCCGAAAAGGAGGUCCAGGGGAAAGCGAGGCUCCAGGACUUUAUCGAGGACCUGCUGGAACGGGUCGAGUUGGCGGAGAAGCAGUUGGAGUACUAUCAAAGUCAGCAGGCCUCCGGGUUCAGCCGUGACACUAGCGAGCACAUGCUCACAGACAUCUCAUCGAACAGGAAGCCCAGAUGCCUAAGCCGAGGGCACCAGCACUCUGUUUGCCACCAUCCUGAGCUGAGGGCCCAUUUCCAUCUGAAGGGGAGAAGCCACCUGAAGAGAGCCAAGGAUGAGCGAACUGGCAUGCAGCCCACCAAGACCAUUCACGAACAGGCUGAGUCUCCCAGAGAAUUCUUCAGACCAGCCAAGAAAGGGGAGCACCUGGGCCUGAGCCGGAAAGGGAACUUCAGGCCCAAAACGGCUAAAAAGAAGCCGCCAGCAAUCGUGAAUAUCAUCUAAAGCUUGGGUGGCUCAGAAGCAUCGCCACAGGGCUUAUGCGCAGUGGUGUUCCAGGGGCCAACCGUGUUGCCCUUUUGGACGUGUGGCCAUAGGAAGACGUAGCAGAAAUGCAGAGGACACAACACACAGGGUCACUCUGAUUAACCAGAAUUUAACGCAGCGGGUUUUAGUAAGCCAAGACCUCCUUUAGGUGCGAGCAAGAGAAAUGACAAAAAUUAAAAAAUAAUGAAGUAAAACUUGAAGCGCUUGCAUUGUAUAGUUCUGGUAAACACAAACCUGUAACUUAAGUACCUGGCCAGUCUCCCACAGACCUGGCACCAGGGGUUCCUGUCCCCAGUGCCCAUUAGUUCAUGGGCCGCAUAAGAUGCCAGACUCUGGUGUCCACUGCUCUCUGAAUUCCUCUGAGGCAAGGAAUGUGACUGUGACGUUCUUCGACUUUAAAGAAAAAUAUUAUUUUUGCUGUUCUGAGACAGGGCCUCGCUAUGCUGUGUAGUAGCCCUGGCUGGCCUGGAGCUUCAUAUAUAUAUAUACCAGGCUAGCUUUGAACUUGUAGCAAUCCUCCUGCCUCUGCCUCCUGAGUGCUGGAAGUACAGGUGUGUGCCGCCACACCCAGCUGGGAGUGUAAAGUUCUCAUCGAGAGCAGUGAAAUAAAAGGCUUUUGUUGCUUGUUUGUGUGUAGAGCCCCUUUGGUACAUUUGAAAGACUCUAUGGUAAAAGUUUGUUUCCGUUACCGUCGAGUAUUCUGGUUAAUCAAGACUUUCAUCUCCAUGUGGGUAACAGGAUGUGUUCCGUUAGACCUCGGUUCUCUUUGCCAGGUGGCUUUUGGGGUUGUUUGAUUCACAUCUGGGUCCUUCGGAGAGCAUAUUUAUUCAGGUCUGGGUGCACCCCUCCUGCUUUCUUUGGCUAAGCACGCUGCACCCUCAAGAGCUGUCUGCCUGCCUCUGUAGAGAUAGCUGCUAGACCCCUGGCGUCAGCAGCGUCUUUGAUGCGGUGCCCAAGUGCUUGAUGUGCUAGAGGAGGGCACAUUCAGUGUACCCUGGCCGUCCUGGCCAUGCUGUGGGGAUGCCCAACGUCCUACUACCGCUUGCUUCUCUGGAAGUACCACCAGGUUGUUACAGGUCACCCGUGAGCAUGCUCCCUGCUAACUUCCGUUUCUACCCGGAAGCUCUCUUUGCCUCCUGUUGCUUCUAUGGCCGGUGUACACUUUUCCUCCCUGUCAGUCACACACCUGGGGUGUUCAUUGUGCAGUGCAUUCUGUUGUAAUUUCAGAUGAAGAAGAAUGCAUGUGAAAUAUGACCUG